Messenger RNA from Metschnikowia bicuspidata var. bicuspidata NRRL YB-4993, 591 nucleotides. RefSeq lists its product as uncharacterized. Bases 1 to 591 code for a protein of 196 amino acids. The transcript has a single exon. NCBI's taxonomy places the organism in Eukaryota, Fungi, Ascomycota, Pichiomycetes, Serinales, Metschnikowiaceae. The record is from RefSeq and is a predicted model, not a curated record.
AUGGCCGAAUCGCAGCCCAGAGUCUACCCGGACUCCACCAACAAAUGGCCCACGCCAUUCAAAAACAUGCUCAGCUCCCAAACCUACCCCAAAUGGGAGCCCGUGGACACCGCCAAGCAAACCAAGCAGGUGUUCAAGUUCGGCUUUUUCUCCGUGGCUGGCGCCUACGCGUGGUUGUACCUUUGGAAGCGCACGACCUUCAAGCUCGAGCUUCCCAUGGUGGUCACGGGCUUUGCCACAGUGGCGGUAGCCGCCAGAGGCAUCACCGCCAACUUGCGGGAGAAAAACGACGGCUGGAACACAUUCUGGGCCGUGGCUGCAGGAAACGCCGCCGUGCUUACCGCGGGCUUCAAGCUGGUGCCGCUCAAGCACAAGCUCAUGACGGGUAUCAGCGGAGCGUGCGUGUCGGCUCUUGCCGAGCAGAUUAUGUGGGCGCAGUCGGCGUCGUCUGCUGGCCAGCACACUAGAUUUGCCGCGGCCAACACGGACGAGGAGUUGCCCAAGCAGGAGUUCUGGGACGUGUUGAAGAGAAGACCAAUGUCGCAGACCGUCGACGCCUUGGGGGUCGGCAGAGGCAUCUUCAAGCCAUGA